AUGUCAAUUUUGUGUGAUUGGGUCAAGAAAAAGGGCGAGCUGAUAUGCCCAACUUGCUCAAAAUCAUAUCCAAUACCGGAUGGCAGGCUUGAGAAACUUCCUCCAAGUACCUUUGUCAACAACUUAUUACAAACUAUUGAAGAGAUGGAGGAAAGAGACAAACGUGAAUGUAAUUGUGAAAUUGGCAAAAAAGCUACAUGUUAUUGCCAGGAAUGCAGACAGUACAUAUGUUCCACUUGCUAUGACCACCAUAAGAAUUUUCGAGCUCUUAAAAAUCACAUACUUCACCAAAUAGAAGAUUUGCGAUCCAUGACGCCCCUAGAGUUUUCUUCAUUACACUGCCAGCAGUGUUCACUUCACAGUGAGCCUUUGAAGUUUUACUGCAAAUAUUGUAAAACCAUAAUAUGUAUGCAUUGUGCUAUUACUGACCAUAAGACAGCGGAUGGAAGUCAUAAGGCCAUUAAUAUUUCAGAAGAUUGCAAUGGAUUUAAACAGACUGCUAAUGAAAUCGAAGAAGCUGCCAAUUAUUUCACAACCACAGUAGAAGGUGGGAUAACAAAAAUGCUCCUCAAUACUACAAAAUUAGACCAAAAUAUAGAUACUAGUUUAAGAGAUAUUGACAAUCAUGUAAAAGAAAUGUACCAGAUAGUUAAGGAUAAGGAACAAAAAUUAAAAAUGAAAGUAGUAAGGGAACAUGAAAAGAAAAAGAAUAAAAUUGAUGCCCAAGCUCAUGAGCUGAGAUUAACAGUAUCUGAUGUAAAGAGAAAAUUAAAUUUUCUAUAUCACCUUUUAAAGAGUGAUGAAGCGAUGGCUUUACAAUCAAGUGAAGCAAUUAUUACAGGAUUGAAAGAUAGAAUCAAAGAACUGCCAAGUUCAAUAUACAACGGAGAUACACACAUUAAUCAAGAAAUUCACUUCUUUCAAAAUAAACAUAAAAUCACUGAAUUAAAAAAGCAUGGAAUUGGCAUUGUGAGUGAGAAGAUAGCAGAUUGCUUAAAAGUAAAUUGUAGUAGAAAUAUUUGUGCGACACAAUACCAAAUAAUUACUGUCAAACUAGUCAAAAUAGAAAAAUGUGAAAUACAUGCAAGUCAACUAGAAGCAACAUGGACAGUCGAAUGUACAGGAGAAACCAGUUCAAGAAGAAGAUGA
This is a messenger RNA of Anneissia japonica, 1149 nucleotides long. Its product is annotated as E3 ubiquitin-protein ligase TRIM33-like. Gene Ontology annotation, molecular function: zinc ion binding. The transcript has a single exon. Bases 1 to 1149 code for a protein of 382 amino acids. The record is from RefSeq and is a predicted model, not a curated record. NCBI's taxonomy places the organism in Eukaryota, Metazoa, Echinodermata, Crinoidea, Comatulida, Comatulidae.